AUGACGUAGAGUUGGAGGCGUUGGCCGGGUUACUGUCAUUCUGUCUGACACACAUCAAGACGCCCUUGAAAAUAGUCUUUUAACUGCUGGAAACCUGGAUUUAACCACUUAAAUUCCUGCAGACUUACUCUACCUCUUGUUUUUAAUCGUACUGCCACUAACUUCGCUGCCUGAAUCCGUCGAAAUGAUCAAAAACGGUCACCACGCCACCGGCAGCGAUCAGCGGGAUGAAGCCGGCAGCAGUAAGCCGGGUGCCUCAGCGUGCAGCCCGGAGAAAAGGAAGCGGGUUGUCCGGUUGUGGUGUGACGGAUGCUAUGACAUGGUGCACUAUGGCCACUCCAACCAGCUGCGUCAGGCCAAAGCAAUGGGAGAUUACCUCAUAGCAGGAGUGCAUACAGAUGCCGAGAUUUCCAAGCACAAGGGUCCUCCGGUCUUCACUCAGGAAGAGCGCUACAAGAUGGUUCGGGCAAUCAAGUGGGUGGAUGAGAUAGUAGAAGGAGCACCUUAUGUCACCACCCUGGAGACUCUGGACAAAUAUAACUGUGACUUCUGUGUGCAUGGAGAUGACAUCACACUGACCGUUGACGGCAAAGACACAUAUGAAGAGGUGAAGUGUGCAGGACGUUACCGGGAAUGUAAGCGCACACAGGGUGUUUCCACCACGGACGUGGUGGGACGUAUGCUUCUCAUGACCAAAGCCCACCACAGCAACCUGGAUAACCCAGAUUAUCAGCAGCACGCAGACAACUUUGGAAAGGGUCCCAAAGGCCACAGUCCGUGGACAGGAGUGUCUCAGUUCCUGCAGACAUCCCAGAAGAUCAUCCAGUUCGCCUCAGGAAAGGAGCCUCAGCCUGGAGACACCAUCAUUUAUGUGGCGGGAGCAUUUGACCUCUUCCAUAUUGGCCAUGUUGAUUUUUUAGAGAUGGUCUAUAAACAGGCGGAGAGGCCCUAUGUCAUCGUAGGUCUGCACUUUGACCAGGAAGUGAAUCGCUACAAAGGGAAGAACUACCCGAUCAUGAACAUCCACGAGAGAACCCUGAGUGUCCUGGCCUGUCGGUAUGUGUCAGAGGUGGUGAUUGGUGCUCCCUAUGCAGUGGGCAAAGACCUGUUGGAUCAUUUUAAGGUGGACCUUGUGUGUCACGGCAAGACAGAGGUGUUUCCAGACAAGGACGGGUCAGACCCCUACGCUGAACCUAGGAAGAGGGGAAUAUUCAAGACUAUUGACAGUGGGAACAACCUCACCACUGAUGAUAUCGUCCAGAGAAUCAUUGAAAACAGGCUGCAGUUUGAGGCCAGGAACCAGAAGAAGGAGGCCAAGGAGAUGGCAGUGAUCGAGGCGAUGAAGAGGAGAGAGCAGCAGGAUCAGAGUGAAGCUGCAGCUGAGGCUGCGCAUUAGUGAGACCUCAAACCUGAGCCUGAGUCUGUUUAACUCGUCCAGGUACACUUAGCUUUAAGAAGGUGGAUUCAGCCGACUCAGACGGAGAGUCCAUGUCGUCGUCUAGUGGACCUGGCCAGUCGGUCUCUCUACUAGUCCACUGGGUGCAAAAUCAUGCAUUUAAUCUUCAUUGAGGCAUUAUGCUUCUGUCUUUAGUGGACUCCAGUCUGAAAGGAUUUCCAACAGAUCUCCUUUAGACAAUAAUACGAGGAGUCCAAGAAUGUGCUCAGUUUUAACCUGCAAAAAUCCCUUUACUUGUCUCUUCCUCCUCAGAAAACUAUUUUAUCUUCAGUCAUGUUUUGUUUUUGUCCUUGAAUUCGUACACUACAUGUCCAUGUGCAGGUAUAGAUGUGGUACAUUAGGUUUGUAACUACCCAAAACUUAUUGACAAAUAUUGUUGUCAGAUAUGUUUUUAGGUUUUUAACCAAAUUAGUUUUAAUGAUCAGUCUUAGAAGUGUCAUUAGUAAAAUUGACUGUGGUCUGUUUUAACCCAUUUUCAUUUUUAGAGAUCAAUUUGUUUUUGUCCAUCCUAAAAAAAAAACAACCCAUUAUUACUAUGUUAAAUGAUCUGUGAAAUGGCCUAAUAAUUUUACCUGUGGAUUUUAUCUACCUGAAUUUGCACCGGAUGUGUGUGUGAGUGUUGAGUGAGUUCAAUGAGUGAAUGUUUGUGCUGUAAAUGACAGUAGUGCCUCAUUCCUAAAGCUAUAAACUGUAUAAGGGCUGUGAAUUGUAUUAACUUCUGAUUCCACUCAGUAAAAACUACUGGAGUGUCUCUGCAGCUGUUGCUAAAACUGUUGGUUCCUUCAUUCUUCACUCUUCUUUCAAGGAAUAUGUUUUGAGAAAAUGAGAAUGUCUCUUGUCUGUUCUCCUUUUUCACAAGACAAUCCAAGAAGUGAAAGACCUGGGACCCAAUUUCACUGUCAGACAUUGAAAGUUACUGGUUUUCCUGUCCUUACAUGGAGCAUACUGGUUGGUGAAUUGUUAAUGGUGUGAAACUGUGUGUUUGUGGGUUGGAAGGUGUGGUGGUGGCAGUGUGUGGAAUAAAGACGUUUUUAAUAUUAAAAUGGUGAAAAUUUUCACAACCCUUCAA
Amphiprion ocellaris (clown anemonefish) is the source of this 2525-nucleotide messenger RNA. RefSeq names its product phosphate cytidylyltransferase 2, ethanolamine (gene pcyt2). Gene Ontology annotation, molecular function: ethanolamine-phosphate cytidylyltransferase activity. The transcript is spliced from 12 exons. NCBI's taxonomy places the organism in Eukaryota, Metazoa, Chordata, Actinopteri, Pomacentridae. Gene Ontology annotation, cellular component: cytoplasm. The record is from RefSeq and is a predicted model, not a curated record. Bases 185 to 1396 code for a protein of 403 amino acids. Gene Ontology annotation, biological process: phosphatidylethanolamine biosynthetic process.